CCCAUCAUGAAAAGGCCCACUUUUCAGCGUGUGUUCUUUCAUCCAGGACUUAAAAUCGUAGUGCUACACACAUAUUUAGUUCCCUACAGUAAAGAACAUGUUUGAACACAAAACAUUGACGAAGGAAAAAUUUUUGGAGAUUCUUCAACGGAAAGAAAAUACUAAAGACGUGAAAUUGGUCCGCAUUGAUCUAGCACCUGGUGCGGAGAAAGGGCAAAACUAUAUGGGACAAGUGGUGUCUUGUCACUUGGAAGCUAAAGUCAAUGGCAAAUCCAAGACAUUUAAAUGGAUGGCCAAAGUCCCGUUGGAUGAUCCCGACAAAUUUGCUUUCCUUCGCAUGUUAGUCAUGGAACAAAAGGAAUUGGGAUUUUAUGAAGAACUCCUCCCAGCAUUGAAUGCCUUGAUUGCCAAAAAGGGGGCAAAGAUCGACUUGAAAUUCUGUCCUUUUGUUUAUGGUGAAUUCGUACAAAACAUUCCCAAAGAAGAUUGCGUUCAUGGGUCAAUGAUCGUUAUGGAACAUCUUGGACCAAUGGGAUUUACGGAGCCGAAAGCCAAGAAAUCUGGACUUGAUUUGGACCACGUGAAGCUGGUUGUCAAAUCUUUAGGCCAAUUUCAUGGGACCUCGCACGUUUAUUACAAAUAUAAACAUGAUGGUCUUGACCAAAUUGUGGAAAAGGAACCUAUCCAAGCUAAAGAUUAUAUGAGUGAUCCUAAAAUGGCGGCCAUCAUGGAACCAUUCUCUGUCGGAUUUAUGGAAAGCUUUUACAACGCCUUAUCGAGUUCUGGGCCUAAAGGAGAUCAAUACUUGGCCUCCUUUAGACGGUUUUCAAAGGAAAAAAUCGACCCUUUUAAGCUGCGAGACCAAUUGACUCGUCCAGACGUAUGUCGCUUCAAUGUCCUUUGUCAUGGAGACCCGUGGUUCAAUAACAUGCUCUUUAAAUACGACGGGGACAAGCCAAGUGAUGUUUGUUUUGUUGAUCUGGCACUCACAAAAUGGGCCUCGCCUACAAUUGAUUUGUCAUACUUUCUUUUCCUUUCGACCACACCUGAUCUUCGGAAAGCUCACAUGAGUGACAUCCUGAAAUGUUACCACGAGUCAUUGACAUUGACUCUCCAAGACUUGGACGAUAAUCCGACGCCUUUCAGUUUAACUGAAUUGAUCGAGGACUAUAGGAAAUGCUCAUUCUUCGGAUUCAUGAUGGCCAUGUUGAUGUUGCCCACGAUGCUUGCCAAAAAGGAGGAUGUUGUGGGUUCAGACGAAUUUGCCGGAGAUUUCAGUGAUCCCAAAGUCAUUGAAGAAAUGAACAAGUUGUCCAUUGAACGCGCUAAGAUCACCAUGGCCAAAGACCCACUUAUUGGUCAUCGAAUUUCGUGCUCCUUUUUAGAGAUGGUUGACUAUGGGUACUUCACUCUGUAGUCUGACUUUUGACAUACCCAAACCUAUAAAUGAAGAUGUUUCCUUGAUGAAACU
This is a messenger RNA of Tigriopus californicus, 1471 nucleotides long. RefSeq lists its product as uncharacterized. Bases 98 to 1417 code for a protein of 439 amino acids. The record is from RefSeq and is a predicted model, not a curated record. The transcript has 3 exons. NCBI's taxonomy places the organism in Eukaryota, Metazoa, Arthropoda, Copepoda, Harpacticoida, Harpacticidae.